Danio aesculapii is the source of this 4491-nucleotide messenger RNA. RefSeq lists its product as uncharacterized. The transcript is spliced from 6 exons. The coding region runs from base 3366 to 4178 and encodes 270 amino acids. The record is from RefSeq and is a predicted model, not a curated record. Lineage: Eukaryota; Metazoa; Chordata; Actinopteri; Cypriniformes; Danionidae.
AGUGACCUGAUGUUUAGGAGACCAAGCUUCAUGAAAUUUGUAUUUUCACUUUUUAGUGUUUUUUCUGGUUUAAUUCUUAAUAGAUUAUUUCUGGAGCACACAGUACGUUUGUUUCUUGAUCUAAUAAUACGAGGAACAGACACAGUCUUUAUGGGGUUAGCUAGGUAUGCAUUACUGAUAUUUAUGUGGGACGAAUAGGAGUCUGUGUGGCUAAAUUGUGAAUUUUGUGAAUUUUUACUUACUAGUCAGAUAGAGCGAAGUAUUCUGGUGAUGUUGUCCGACAGGAGUUCAGCUCCAGCUCGACUGGGGUGCAGCCCGUCAGCACGGAAAAGCCUAGAAUGCUCCCAGAAAAGAUUCCAGUUAUUGGCAAAGAGCAAUUUCUGUUUUUCACACCAUGUUAAUAGCCAUUCAUUCAGAGCAAAAAGUCUACUGAACCUUUCAUUUCCUCUGCGGUAGGUAGGAAGCGGUCCAGAAACGAUGAUCUGCGUGGCGGGCGAGGUGCGUCGAACCGUCUCGAUCAGGCUCCUGAAGUCCUUCUUCAGGAUCUCCGUCUGCCGGAGCCCGGUGUCGUUCUUCCCCACGUGGAGGACGACGGCACAGAGGCUCUCGGCAGCGCUCAGGAUAGUAGGUAUCUGUGCAGAAAUAUUCUUAACUCGGGCACCAGGGAAGCAGAAAGUGCGUACUUUGUUACCGUUGGAGGAAGUGGAGCGGACGUGGCGCACGAUUGAGUCGCCAAUGAUGGCAACAUCGCGACCCGUCUCGCGGAGAGGGGCGAAGCGGUUCUCCGUGGGGAUCUCGAACACCGGAGGAGGAGACGUUCUGCCCCGGGACCUGGUAAGCACCUUACGCGGCUUCACCCAGGGGCCGUGGUAGCCGGGUGUCGGCGUGAACGACGCCUGGGCGAACCGCGUCCUCGGUGCGCUGGGCCUGGACAGAGAAGUACACGGGGUUGAGGAAACAGGGAGAUUGUCGUUGUAUCGAACACUUACCUCAGACGAGCGAGUACGGGUUAAGAGCAGAGCCCUUAUGCCCUCUCGCUUCGUCUCCAGCGAGCGAAUCUGGGACUCCACCGCUUCCAGCUCCAGCGCCUCCAUGGAUGCCUCUCCUGCACUCAAGGACAGACACGCAAGCGACAUUGUACAAGGUGAAGAGCAAAGCCAGAAAGUGAGAAAAUAAGUGAGUGAAAGAGGUUGGUAGCUUUAGCUGACCAGCGGUGCUAGCAGGCUAAAGCUACAAACACCAAGCGGAUGCUUGAGAGACAGAACGUUUAAAAGUAGAUUUGUUUGUAUGAGUGUGUUAGGGGAUUGUUCACCCCAAGUAGGAGAGAUAAAUAUUUAGUGAAUGAGGAGGUAUUUUAUGAUAAAAAUGUAAAUUGCGAAUCUAAACUCCAAACAAACACAGCGAACUCCAAACAAACGCAGCGAAGCUACGGUCCGGUGACAGUGACGUCACUCGAGCAUGCGCAGUUCAAAUUAAAAAAAUAUGUUGGUUGUUACAACAUAUAUCCUAUAUGGUGUUAGGAGAUAAGGAAAAAGUGUUGGUCGUUACACCACAACCAGUCAGAUGCUUCAAAACGAUAGAAUGAUGAGUCAAUCUUUGUCCUAAUGUUAAAUAAUGAUAGGAAAUUGCUGACACAACAUACAACUGUCAGAACGUGGGGUGUGUCAUCUGUAGAUGGUAUCGCUCUAUGUGUAUAUAAAUAUAUAUAGACCUAGUAACACGGUGACUGUUAUGUCAAAGCCAUGUCGGCCUUCGAAGUAAGCGCUUUUAAUAAACGCAAACGUCCGCUAACAGGGCUAUCGUUCAGUGCGGCUGUUUAGGCAUGUGUGUGUGUGUGUGUGUGCGUGCGUGCGUGUGUGUGUAUGUCUCUCUGUGUUUGCGUGUGAGAGAGGGUGAUUGAUCAACAUAGGCAAAUAUUUAAUUACCAUGAAUAUUAUGGUUGUUUAACUUUAUUUUAAGGUUAUAAUAAACAAUAAACGAUUAGCUAUGUUGAAUGAUCCAUUUCUAAUGUAAUAUAUCUCAUACAAUUUUUUAAUCUAUGAUGCAACCUGUUGAUUAUUCCCGAUUAAAUGAUCAAUCACAAAUAAUUUAAAAUCCUACACAUACAUAUUAUUUUGUCACAAUAUAAAUAUAUUGGUUCAUAGUGUUUAAAUUUUGAAUUCACGACAUUGUAUUUAAUGAAUCUGCCUUUAUUAUAGCUCAUUAAUAGGUUUUCACAUUAUUUCACAUAUAUUUUAAGACAGGCAAAGGAUCACCAGUAACGUCAUUUUAAUGAUUGCCGCGAUCACAUUAUGUUUACAAUAAUAAUAUGGUAUACGACAGAAAAUCGGUAUUGACCGCCUUAUUUUAGUCUAUUUAAUUUUAUUUGAUAUUAACAUUAACCACCAAUAUACGUUUCUGUGAAUUUGGCUGUCUGUUAUGCGAAUCAACAAACACCCGCACGACACCUUGGUCAGAUUUCCGCAUCGCAGCUUGAAGCGCCAGCAGGUCUCGGUGAUAAGGUAAUAGGUGUUUGUCCGCUGUAAUAAACAACGGUAUUAUCCAGAGAGAUCUGUGAAAAGAACAGCGGGUUGUUCCGCGAUACCCUUUUGAAGUUGAAAAGUGACCGGCGCUCCUGGCAUCUCUGAGCACAAACAUAGACCUCUAGCGCCAUCUAGUGGAUACUCGACAAAUAUGUAUUUAUCUAGUUUUUUUUUUACCCGAUUAAAUGAUAUUGAAAUGAUUGAUAUUUAGCAUGGUCUGAAUAACAAACGUCUAUAUUACGUCAAUGUACAUUCAAUAGUCUAAAACACCGUAUUAGUUACAAUAAUCAUAUUAGAUCUUUUAUCCAAACACAACUGAUAUUUUUAUUAAAAUUACAAGACAUUUAUAACAUCAUUAAAACAGUAAUAUUACAAUUAAAACUGUUUCCGGAUAUUUAUUUAAAGAUUUUCCGGUUACAAUAAUAGACAUUAUCAAUGUUUUUAUAUUUCAUGCAUAUAUAGUGAAAUGUUUCAUUAAAGAUAUGUAUGCUAUAAUACAUGCACAUCUAUAUAUGUAUAUAUCCAGCUUAUUUCAUUACGUUAUACAUGGUUUUAACGAUACUCAUUAAUAAAUCAAAUAAUUUAUAAACUACCCGGUCAUACUAUAUAAAGGUUGUUUAUAUUUCUACUAUUUUCUAUAUAUAUGUUUCUGAAAGUAAGACUUUCAUGCCAUUUUUAUUGCUCCUUAUCGUUCUCUGGCACCUGGUUCAACCCCCCAUCUUUUCUUACUUAAAUAUGACUGUCAUUACGAGGAUCACCCACAAAUCUAUUCAUCGGGACAACACGCAGUCGAAGUAAAUCGUCUCCUUGAUCAACUCCUCUACAAUACUCUUUUUAGGAGAUAUGGCUUGUCAAUUAAAUUCUACAGAGACUGCUGCUUUUGAUGCCAUCAACCAAUACUUGCAUCCUCGGACCACUGCUGAUAACCUAAGUCAAGAAGAUCUAAUUGAGGUUAUUGAUUUAACCAUAGAGGACGAACAAGAAGCGCCCGAUGUGGUUCAAGCAUCAUCGGUGAGCUCCACACGACCGGAAAAAAGACGCCUUGAUUACACCCCUGUUUUAAACAAGAGACGGAUAAUUUAUACACACGUACAGGAACAGCAAGCUGAAUACGACGGUGGUGAUGAAGACGAAACGCAUUUAGUUCCGCGGUCGCCAGCUACCAGCCCGCUUGGACCUAAUGAAAGUAGUUUUGAGAUUCAUCAACAGAUGAGCUCAGAACUCUGGAGCGAUAACGGUGGAUCCGGCGAUGGUUACGACUCAACGCUGGGUGGCGAUAGUAGUCCUGCAUAUACCCCACAACAGCCAUUAGAAGAAGAAGAAGAACACGUGUUGGAAGAGGACCUGGAUGAAAACAAAGAAAACACAGUCGGUGCGUUUAGCCAGCACGCUGCACAGGCUGUACAAACAUUCUCUGACGGCAUUGACGAAUCCCGCUGUUAUCAUCUAAUUCUACAGUAUCUGGACCGAAAUGAGGUAAAAAUUAAUCAGAUAUCCGAAUAUGUUGUACGCCAGUUGCGAACUAUAGAUGAGCAGCAGAGGGUCACCAUUGAGAAACUGACUGAAGUCCAGAAUAUACUGAGCAAAGGUGAACGCGAUUGUCACAUUUUGAGUUCGAUGGUCUGUUCAAUUAAAAAUUCGCUGGUACAUAAAUGAUUCCUGAAUAACAAUGAUUGGUUUUAUCUGCCCAUUGUUAGAUUUUUAGAUGUUAGAUAAAUGAGAACAUUAUGUUAGGUGAUUUAGUUCUACAUUUUUUAUCAAUCCUAUUAAGUUUUUUAUUUCUUCUUGUCAAUUGACUUGCGUGUUUAGCGAUAGAGUUUUACAUAUUAAACUUGUAUUCAAUUAUGUUUAAUUUGUUUUUGAUUUUACAUUUUAAAAAGAUGUAUUUGAUUUUGUAUAUUUCUAUUUGAGUUUUACAUUUAAAAAUUGUAUUUGGUUUGUUUAAUACUGUUUCGGCUAUACAUUUAAA